CUCCUCCUCCUCCUCUCUACCUCCUAUCCAUCUGCCAUCCAUCCCUCCCCCUUUUUCUUCCUGAAAGGAUCCAGCCAUACCAGAUCCACAAGUCCUGGUGUUUUUAAAAGGAUCUGCCUGGGGAAUAAGGCUCAUCUGGGCACCGUGACACUCACCUUGAUUGUGGUGGGAAGUCCAACAGCCACUCUGCUGCAGGUAGCAUCAUGAAGGCCCGUGUUCCUUUCCUAGUGGCUAUGCUCUGUGGUCUAGCCUGGGCUGGAAACCUGGAGUCGUGCGCAUCUCGCUGCAAUGAGAGGUUUAACCGGGAUGCUAUCUGCCAGUGUGAUCGGCGGUGUCUCCAGCAUGAUGACUGCUGUGACGACUAUGAACAUCUGUGCACUGUUGAAGAAGGCCCCCCAGAGCCAAAGGCAUUCCUGGAUCCAGAGGACGAGAUCCCAGCAAGCCACCUGUACUCCGCACCAAGCUCCUGCCAGGGCCGCUGCCGGGAAGCCUACGACAAGCACCACCCUUGCCACUGCAAUGACCGCUGCCUAGAGUUUGGGAACUGCUGUGAGGAUUUUGACAGCCUGUGUGGCGGUGAUCACGAGGGGUUCUCCCACAGCAGCGAUGCCAUUACCAAGGAAGAGCUUGAGGGCAUCUCUGAGACCAUCUACAAGGUAGAUACCAAUAAAGCCCAGAAGACAGACAUUGUCCUCAACAGUCAAAACAGAAUCUCCUCGUCGGAGACAGGGAACCAAGUGGAUCGAUGCCCAGAGCCGCUCUUCACUUACGUCAACGAGAAGCUGUUCUCCAAGCCUACCUACGCAGCCUUUAUCAACUUACUCAACAAUUACCAGCGGGCCACGGGCCACGGGGAGCACUUCAGUGCCCAGCAGCUGGAGGAGCAGGGCGUCUUCCUCAGAGAGGUCAUGAAGACAGCUGUCAUGAAGGAGCUCUACGGCUUUCUCCAUCACCAAAACCGUUAUAGCUCCGAACAAGAGUUUGUGGAUGAUUUGAAGAACAUGUGGUUUGGACUCUAUUCAAGAAGCAAUGAGGAAGGGGAUUCGAGUGGCUUUGAGCAUGUCUUCUCUGGCGAAGUGAAGAAAGGCAAGGUCACCGGCUUCCAUAACUGGAUCCGCUUCUACCUGCAGGAGAAGGAGGGUCUGCUUGACUAUUACAGUCACAACUACGACGGGCCUUGGGACUCCUAUCCCGAUGUCCUGGCCAUGCAGUUCAAUUGGGAUGGCUACUACAAAGAAGUGGGCUCAGCCUUCAUCGGCAGCAGCCCUGAGUUCGAGUUUGCCCUUUAUUCUCUGUGCUUCAUCACCAGGCCAGGCAAAAAGUGCCAUUUGAGCCUGGGUGGCUAUCCUUUGGCCAUCCAGACCUACACCUGGGAUAAGACCACCUACGGAAAUGGCAAGAAAUACAUUGCCACAGCCUACGUGGUGUCUUCUUCCCAUUAGAGCCUGCAGCCGGCUGGGCUCUGAGGGCAGAGGGCCAAGCGGGACCCAGGUGCUAUUCGCUGUUUACUGGGGAAGGGAGGAAGGGACCUGGGAGGAAUCCCGGAGCCCAGUUUUAUAAAAGGAAUCUCGAAUCUAGAAAUGCCCACUUGGGAGAGGGAAAAAAAAAGAUAUAAUUAGAAAAAUGCAGAGAAUCAGCCAAACCUUUGUCUUCCUGUAUUUUGGUAACAUGAACUAGGAAACAGAGCUCUCUCUGCCUAGAGAAAGGAGCUGCCCUCAAGGGCUCUUUUCCAUGUAGUGGGGCUGCGAGCAGGUCCUCGGCCUCACUCACACUUCCCUCUAAUGUGAAGGGGAGGGUUGAGGCUGACAGCACUAUAACUGUGAAGGUGUGUUCAGUUGUUUGUAGGGAGAGCAGGUUGUAGAAAUUCAGGAUUACCAAGUGGCCGUCAGUGCACACGCUCUGCAGCUGUGACUCAGCUUGUGUUGGGUUCUAAAGAAACAGGUGGAUCUUAGAGAAUCAGGCCUGUAACAGUGCAGAAUCAUAAUAACUGGUCUCCAUCACUGGAGAACUUGUGAGGUGGAAAUUGGGCCAGCGGCAGGUGGUUUCCUCAGUCCUAGACAUCUGUGUGGCCAACUUAGCAUCGGCUUCUACAAGUUUCCCGCUUGCAGAUGUUCAGCGCAGUUACAGACAUGCCUUUGAUCCCACAGUUUUGUUUCAUUUCAAAAGAAUUCCCCUCAUAGGAGGACAGCUGAGCAUCAAAGGAAGAAAAGAAUCUAUAACUUGGUGUCAUUGACAAUUACAUUAAUGUUUACCCAACUGCUAUAAUUUGAAACAUUCUGGGCUGAGAGAAGGACCCUGUGGUUUCUAAUUUCAACCCCAAAUGACAUAUUAUUCCCCCUUGAUGCUCAGGAGCCAGAUGUGGCCCCACAGAGCCAGGCUUGUACCACAGCUCCGAGGUGUCAAGUUUCCAAUUAAAGCCACUGGAGAAAACCUGAA
Messenger RNA from Mastomys coucha (southern multimammate mouse), 2436 nucleotides. It is a transcript of the gene Endou, whose product is annotated as endonuclease, poly(U) specific. The transcript has 10 exons. Gene Ontology annotation, biological process: immune response. The record is from RefSeq and is a predicted model, not a curated record. Gene Ontology annotation, molecular function: RNA endonuclease activity; scavenger receptor activity; polysaccharide binding. NCBI's taxonomy places the organism in Eukaryota, Metazoa, Chordata, Mammalia, Rodentia, Muridae. The coding region runs from base 204 to 1442 and encodes 412 amino acids.